CGGUCUGUGCGGCGGCCCCGCUCUGUUGGUUCAUUGUACGCCGCUCGCGAUGGUAACCCUCCCUUCUCGCCUAGGACCCGGCGCGGAUCUUCGAGCUGGUGGAAGUGGUUGGAAAUGGCACCUACGGGCAAGUCUAUAAGGGUCGACAUGUUAAAACAGGUCAGCUGGCGGCCAUCAAAGUUAUGGAUGUUACUGAGGAUGAAGAGGAAGAAAUCAAACUGGAGAUAAAUAUGCUGAAGAAAUAUUCUCAUCACAGAAAUAUCGCCACAUAUUACGGUGCUUUCAUUAAAAAGAGCCCCCCUGGACAUGACGACCAGCUCUGGCUGGUGAUGGAGUUCUGUGGGGCGGGGUCCAUCACGGACCUGGUGAAGAAUACCAAGGGGAACACGCUCAAGGAGGACUGGAUAGCGUACAUCUCCAGAGAGAUCCUGAGGGGCCUGGCGCAUCUUCACAUCCAUCAUGUGAUUCACCGGGACAUCAAGGGCCAGAACGUGCUGCUGACCGAGAACGCAGAGGUGAAGCUCGUUGAUUUCGGAGUGAGUGCUCAGUUGGACAGGACUGUGGGGAGGAGAAACACCUUCAUAGGCACCCCCUACUGGAUGGCGCCUGAGGUCAUCGCCUGCGACGAGAACCCGGAUGCCACCUAUGACUACAGAAGCGACCUUUGGUCCUGUGGCAUCACCGCCAUCGAGAUGGCAGAAGGUGCUCCCCCUCUCUGUGACAUGCAUCCAAUGAGAGCACUGUUUCUCAUUCCCAGAAACCCUCCUCCCCGGCUGAAGUCAAAAAAAUGGUCAAAGAAAUUUUUUAGUUUUAUAGAAGGGUGCCUGGUGAAGAACUACAUGCAGCGGCCCUCCACAGAGCAGCUCUUGAAACAUCCUUUCAUAAGGGACCAGCCAAAUGAGAGGCAAGUUAGAAUCCAGCUGAAGGAUCACAUAGACCGGACCAGGAAGAAGAGAGGAGAGAAAGAUGAAACGGAAUACGAGUACAGCGGCAGUGAGGAGGAAGAGGAGGAGGUGCCCGAGCAGGAAGGAGAGCCGAGCUCCAUUGUGAACGUGCCUGGGGAGUCCACUCUGCGUCGCGAUUUCCUGCGGCUGCAGCAGGAGAACAAGGAGCGCUCUGAGGCUCUUCGGAGACAACAGCUGCUUCAGGAGCAGCAGCUGCGGGAGCAGGAGGAGUAUAAAAGGCAGCUGCUGGCCGAGAGGCAGAAACGGAUUGAGCAGCAGAAGGAACAGCGGCGGCGGCUGGAAGAGCAACAAAGGAGAGAGCGUGAGGCUAGAAGGCAGCAAGAACGUGAGCAGCGAAGGAGAGAACAAGAAGAGAAGAGGCGGCUAGAGGAACUGGAGAGAAGGCGGAAAGAGGAUGAGGAGCGGCGGCGGGCCGAGGAAGAGAAGAGGAGAGUCGAGAGAGAGCAGGAGUAUAUCAGGCGGCAGCUCGAAGAGGAGCAGCGGCACCUGGAAAUGCUUCAGCAGCAGCUGCUCCAGGAGCAGGCCCUGUUACUGGAGUGCCGCUGGCGGGAGCUGGAGCAGCACCGGCAGGCAGAGAGGCUCCAGAGGCAGUUGCAACAAGAACAAGCAUAUCUCCUGUCUCUACAGCACGACCACCGGAGGCCGCACCCACAGCCGCCGCCGCAGGAAAGGAACAAGCCCAGCUACCACGCCCCGGAGCCCAGGCCCCACUACGAGCCGGCCGACAGAGCGCGAGAGGUGGAAGAUAGAUUUAGGAAAACUAACCACAGCUCCCCUGAAGCCCAGGCUAAGCAGACAGGCAGAGUGCUGGAGCCGCCAGUGCCUUGCAGAUCAGAGUCCUUUUCCAGUGGCAGCGCCGAGCCUGUGCACCCCGCCCUGCAGACACCAGCUGAGCCCCAGGUACAGUGGUCCCACCUGGCAUCUCUCAAGAACAAUGUUUCCCCUGUCUCGCGAUCCCAUUCCUUCAGUGACCCUUCUCCUCCCAAAUUUGCACACCACCAUCUUCGCUCUCAGGACCCAUGUCCACCUUCCCGCAGUGAGGCGCUCAGUCAGAGUUCUGACUCUAAGUCGGAGGCGCCUGACCCCACCCAAAAGGCUUGGUCUAGAUCAGACAGUGACGAGGUGCCUCCAAGGGUUCCUGUGAGAACAACGUCUCGGUCCCCUGUGCUGUCCCGUCGGGACUCCCCGCUGCAGGGCAGUGGGCAGCAGAAUAGCCAGGCUGGGCAAAGAAACUCCACCAGUAGCAUCGAGCCCCGGCUGCUGUGGGAGAGAGUGGAGAAGCUGGCACCCAGGCCCGGCAGCGGAAGCUCUUCGGGAUCCAGCAACUCGGGAUCCCAGCCCGGCUCGCACCCUGGCUCUCAGAGCGGCUCUGGGGAGCGCUUCCGAGUGAGAUCAUCAUCCAAAUCUGAAGGCUCUCCGUCUCAGCGCCUUGAAAAUGCAGCGAAAAAACCUGAAGACAAAAGAGAAGUGUUCAGACCUCUGAAACCUGCGAGUGAAGUGGACUUGACUGCACUGGCCAAAGAGCUGCGAGCAGUGGAGGACGUGCGGCCACCGCACAAGGUGACAGACUACUCCUCGUCCAGUGAGGAGUCGGGGACGACGGACGAGGAAGACGAUGAUGCAGAGCAAGAAGGGCCCGGGGAACCCAUGUCUGGACCGGAGGACACCAGAGCAGCUAGGUCGUCUCUGAAUUUGAGCAAUGGGGAAACAGAAUCCGUGAGAACCAUGAUUGUCCAUGACGAUGUGGAGAGUGAGCCAGCCAUGACCCCGUCCAAGGAGGGCACGCUGAUUGUCCGCCAGAGUACAGUUGACCAAAAGCGAGCCAGCCAUCAUGAGAGCAAUGGCUUUGCCGGGCGCAUUCACCUCUUGCCAGAUCUCUUACAGCAAAGCCAUUCCUCCUCCACUUCCUCCACCUCCUCCUCCCCAUCUUCCAGCCAGCCGACACCCACCAUGUCCCCACAGACACCCCAGGACAAGCUCACUGCUAAUGAGACUCAGUCCGCUAGUAGCACACUCCAGAAACACAAAUCCUCCUCCUCCUUUACACCUUUUAUAGACCCCCGAUUACUGCAGAUCUCUCCAUCUAGUGGGACAACAGUGACUUCUGUGGUGGGAUUUUCCUGUGAUGGAAUGAGACCGGAAGCCAUAAGGCAAGAUCCUACCCGGAAGGGCUCAGUGGUCAAUGUGAAUCCCACCAACACUAGGCCACAGAGCGACACCCCAGAGAUCCGCAAAUACAAGAAGAGGUUUAACUCUGAGAUCCUGUGUGCUGCCUUGUGGGGAGUGAAUUUGUUAGUGGGAACAGAAAGUGGCCUGAUGCUGCUGGACAGAAGUGGCCAAGGGAAGGUAUACCCUCUGAUCAACCGGAGACGAUUUCAGCAGAUGGAUGUCCUCGAAGGCUUGAAUGUUUUGGUGACAAUAUCUGGCAAAAAGGAUAAGUUGCGUGUCUACUAUUUGUCCUGGUUAAGGAAUAAAAUCCUUCACAAUGACCCAGAAGUGGAGAAGAAGCAGGGGUGGACCACCGUGGGCGACUUGGAAGGCUGUGUGCACUAUAAAGUGGUAAAAUAUGAAAGAAUCAAAUUUCUCGUAAUUGCUUUGAAGAGUUCGGUGGAAGUGUAUGCAUGGGCACCCAAGCCAUACCACAAGUUUAUGGCCUUUAAGUCGUUCGCGGACCUGGCGCACCGGCCGCUGCUGGUGGACCUCACGGUGGAGGAGGGCCAGAGGCUGAAGGUGAUCUACGGGUCGUGCGCCGGCUUCCAUGCCGUGGACGUGGAUUCGGGAUCCGUCUAUGACAUUUACCUGCCGACACACAUCCAGUGCAGCAUCAAGCCCCACGCCAUCAUCAUCCUGCCCAACACGGACGGCAUGGAGCUGCUGGUGUGCUACGAGGACGAGGGCGUCUACGUCAACACGUACGGCCGCAUCACCAAGGACGUGGUGCUGCAGUGGGGCGAGAUGCCCACCUCCGUCGCUUAUAUCCGAUCCAAUCAGACGAUGGGCUGGGGCGAGAAGGCCAUAGAGAUCCGGUCUGUGGAGACGGGCCACCUGGAUGGCGUGUUCAUGCACAAAAGGGCUCAGAGACUGAAAUUCCUGUGUGAGCGCAACGACAAGGUGUUCUUUGCUUCUGUGCGGUCGGGCGGCAGCAGCCAGGUGUACUUCAUGACGCUGGGCAGGACCUCCCUCCUGAGCUGGUAGAGCCGUGGCCCGACCGCUGCCGUCUUCAGACCCGAGGGCUCGGAAGCUCGGCCGGAGCGCCGCGUGCCCGGCAGCAGGACCGUGCGCAGACCCCACGGCUCUCCUCCUCCUUCCUGCUCUCCCUACCAGUUUGUCCCCAAUCUUUUUUAAAUUUUUUUUCUUUAAAAAAUAAAUCAGGCUGCAAUGCAGCUGGUGCUGUUCAGACUCUA
Messenger RNA from Myotis lucifugus (little brown bat), 4369 nucleotides. RefSeq names its product mitogen-activated protein kinase kinase kinase kinase 4 (gene MAP4K4). Gene Ontology annotation, biological process: protein phosphorylation. Gene Ontology annotation, molecular function: ATP binding; protein kinase activity. The coding region runs from base 183 to 4160 and encodes 1325 amino acids. The transcript has 32 exons. The record is from RefSeq and is a predicted model, not a curated record. Lineage: Eukaryota; Metazoa; Chordata; Mammalia; Chiroptera; Vespertilionidae.